This is a messenger RNA of Colletotrichum karsti, 603 nucleotides long. RefSeq lists its product as uncharacterized. The record is from RefSeq and is a predicted model, not a curated record. Bases 1 to 603 code for a protein of 200 amino acids. Lineage: Eukaryota; Fungi; Ascomycota; Sordariomycetes; Glomerellales; Glomerellaceae. The transcript is spliced from 4 exons.
AUGAAAUUCACCACCGCGACCUUCGCCGUUUUGGCGACUGCUGUCCUCGCCUCUCCUACAGAGAAGGGAUACAGCAUUCGUUCCGCUGAAGAGGUGAAAGACGGACUUCUGCCCCUUUCAGACAUGAUCUUUACUGGUCUCAUCACCUCAGGCGGCCCCAACGUGACCCUCUCCGGACCUGCUGAAUCCAUCUACAAACAGAUUCUCGCUCUGAACCCUGACUUUGACUCACUUGGUAGUGGUGUUGAUGAGCGAGGUCUGGAAGCCAGACAAGGCAACGUCAACUGCCAAACUGGAGCCGCUGUUGAGAGCUACUACUCCUCGUGUGCCGGUUCUAUCAGCCACUUGCUCGCUCUGGGUACAUCUUACUGCAGUGUUGCUGCGAGUACCUGCGCUAGAGUUGCGUGCUCAUCGCCGAACUGCAGCAUGUACCUAUGCAACAACCAAUUCUCCCAAGUCAGUGUGUACUGCCGAGACAUUGCCGCAGAUAUGGGCAUCAUCGUAUCCCGUUGCGGAACGGACAACGGCAAAGGUGAUACUCGAGCUAGAGGCAGCUUGGGCUUCACCAGCCAUUACACCUUGCUUUCGGCGCAGACUUGUUAA